Molecule: messenger RNA, 2265 nt
Organism: Aspergillus mulundensis
Lineage: Eukaryota; Fungi; Ascomycota; Eurotiomycetes; Eurotiales; Aspergillaceae
Product: putative Metallopeptidase (JCVI)
Exons: 1
Coding region: 1-2265 (754 amino acids)
Molecular function (GO): hydrolase activity
Source: RefSeq, a predicted model, not a curated record
AUGUCUCCCCGACGUCCAAUCUAUUUCAACGCCUCGGCCGGCACACAGAGUGACUUCCUUGAAGUCGAAGGCCUCUCCAAGUUCCACCAGUCACUCGCCGGUUACACUCCGACCCCUCUGACGUCCUUUCCUGAUCUCGCGACCGAGCUAGGCGUCCGUUCCGUUCUCGUCAAAGAUGAAAGCAACCGGCUCGGGCUACCCUCUUUCAAAGUCCUCGGCGCAUCAUGGGGCUGUUACCGUGCGGUAGCCGCUUACCUCGAUCUACCGCCGACUGUGAGCCUUGAGGAGAUGGCUGCCCGAGCACAAGAAAAAACGAUAACACUGUUGGCCGCGACGAAGGGGAACCAUGGCCGGGCUGUCGCGUUCAUGGCGCGUACGCUUGGUAUCGAAUCAAACAUUUUUGUGCCGGACUCGAUGGACGAGCCCACGCAGAACAGGAUCAGAUCGGAGGGAGCAAAGGUGACAAUCAUCAAGGAUGACUACGACGCAGCUGUAUUGGAGGCGCUGAAGGUGUCUAAGGAGACGGAAGGAGCGCUGCUCAUCCAGGAUACUGCACUGGAUGGGUAUGAAGAGGUUCCUUCGUGGAUUGUGGACGGGUACUCAACCAUGAUGUUCGAGAUCGAGAGCCAGUUGGCUGAGAUGGGUCUUGUCGCGACGACCAUGAUAACACCUGUGGGAGUUGGAAGUCUCGCAAACACCGUCUCGACCUUCUGCAAGUCGAGGGAGGCUCCCAUUUCCGUCGUCACCGUCGAACCGGACACAGCCGCCUGUUUGCAGGAUAGCCUGCUUAAAGAAAAGCUAACGCCAAUCGAGACAUCUUUCACCAUCAUGGACGGUAUGAACUGCGGAACAGUUUCAACGACCGCAUGGCCAAACCUCCAGCGUCUCGUAGACGCUAGCGUCACGGUUUCUUGCCACGAGAGCCACAAAGCCGUGAAAUAUCUAGCGUUGCGCUCAGUCUCCGCUGGGCCCUGUGGUGCUGCUUCUUUGGCGGCAUUGAGACGCCUAACGAAAGAAGGCUCACAGUCCCUCCUGACCAAGGACUCGGUCGUCGUCCUGUUGAGCACAGAAGGACCCCGCGACUACCCCAUCCCGUUGGAUGUGUCGCCCGACAACGAGGUUGAAAUCACGCGCAUGCUCACAAAGAUCAACUCUUCGAAUCCCACGCUGUCCACCGCCGAUGGCGCGGGAGAGACCCAAAUAUGCGACUAUUUACAGGCGUGGUUCGCGCAUCGCGGCAUCGAGUCGCACCGCGUUGAGCCAGUUCCCGGUCGACCGUCCGUCGUCGGCGUGCUCAGAGGAACCGGAGGGGGAAAAUCGCUUAUGUUCAAUGGACAUAUUGACACCGUCAGCCUAGCGAGCUACGAAACAGAUGCACUUUCCGGGGCCGUUGAUACCAGAGAUGGCCAGCAGGUGGUCCUCGGCCGAGGCAGUCUAGAUAUGAAGGGCGGGCUUGCAAGUGCACUAGCGACCGUCUCAGCUAUAAGAGCCGGGUCUUCUUUGCGCGGAGAUAUCAUUGUAGCCGCUGUUUCGGACGAAGAGGAUGCGUCACAGGGAACAAGGGAUAUUCUCGCUGCAGGAUGGAAAACUGAUGGCGCUGUUAUUCCUGAGCCAACAGGUGAAGCCAUGGCCCACGCGCAUAAGGGCUUUGUCUGGGUAGAGGUCGAUAUUCUCGGCGUUGCUGCGCACGGUUCCGACCAUGUCCAUGGCGUCGACGCGAUCCUUCAUACUGGGCGCUUCCUUCAGGCCAUGGCUGAGUAUAGCAAGACGCUCCCAGUUGAUGACGUGCUCGGCCCGGCAACAUUACACUGCGGCUUAAUCAAGGGUGGAGAGGAGGCUUCCUCAUACCCAGCGAAGUGCACGACCACGAUCGAAUUCCGGACAGUGCCCGGCCAAACGGCGCUGUCAAUUCUAAACGACAUCAAGAGCCUUUUGCAGGACAUCCAGGCCAAGGCCGGAAACGCCCAGUUCAAAUUCGCUGAGCCUAGGGCUACGCUCUGCCGUCCUGCUCACAAGAUCGACGCUGAUCAUCCGUUUAUUCAGACGGUGGCCGAUUGCGCAGAAACGGUGAUGGGGAAGAGACCUGCUAUUCAAAGCGUCCCGUUCUGGUGCGACGCUGCGCUUCUGAGUGAGACAGGCAUCCCAUCUGUCGUUUUCGGUCCGUCUGGUCAUGGUCUACAUGGGAAAGAGGAGUAUGUUGAGGUGGAGAGUUUGCAGAGGCUGAAGAAUGUGUAUGAGAAGCUGGCGAGGGAGUUCUGCGCCUGA